Messenger RNA from Catharus ustulatus (Swainson's thrush), 1198 nucleotides. RefSeq names its product monoacylglycerol O-acyltransferase 3 (gene MOGAT3). Gene Ontology annotation, biological process: triglyceride biosynthetic process. Gene Ontology annotation, molecular function: diacylglycerol O-acyltransferase activity. Gene Ontology annotation, cellular component: endoplasmic reticulum membrane. The record is from RefSeq and is a predicted model, not a curated record. Bases 173 to 1171 code for a protein of 332 amino acids. NCBI's taxonomy places the organism in Eukaryota, Metazoa, Chordata, Aves, Passeriformes, Turdidae. The transcript has 8 exons.
GUCCGGGCGGGGCCGGGCGGAACCGCGGCAGCUCCGGAACUUCGGGGCCGAGUUUUGGGGUCCCCCCGAGCGAUUUUUGGGGUCCCCCCCCGAAUUUUUUUGGGGAAUUUUUGGGGGGUCCCGAAGCCACUUCCGGGUGGUGUCCCCUCGGUUUGGGCCCCCCCGGGCAGCCAUGGCCGGGAAUUUCCGUUCCGCGCUGCAGGCGCUCUGUGUAAUGCAAUGGAUGAUGACCUUCCUCUUCCUCGGACCCGGCUCGGUGCUGCUCCUGCUGCUGCUGCUCCGGACGCGGCUCUGGCUGAUCCCGGUCACCUACGGGGGGUGGUGGCUCUGGGACUGGAACGGGCCCGAGAGAGGCGCCCGGCACUGGGACUGGCUGCGGAACUGGCGCAUCUGGGACCAUUUCUGUGACUAUUUCCCCAUCACGGUUGUCCGUGAGUGUCCCCUCCCCCCCGGCCGCUCGUACCUGCUCCCGUGCCACCCCCACGGCAUUUCCUGCAUCGGCGCUUUCGGCGCGUUCGUCUCGGGGGGCCGGGGGGCGGCCGGGACCCCCAAACCCAACGGGGGGAACUCGGGGCCGUGCCCGGGGCUCAGACCCAGCCUGGCGGCGCUGCAGGGGCUCUUCCGGCUGCCCCUGUACCGGGAGUACGCACUGGCUGCAGGUCUGUGCCCCGUGAGCCAGCGCUGCCUGGACGCCGUGCUGAGCCGGGACUCGCAGGCUCUGCUGAUCAUGGUCGGGGGCGCGGCCGAGGCGCUCGAGGGGACCCCGGGAUGUCACCGAGUGACCCUGAGCCACAGGCGGGGAUUUGUGCGCCUGGCGCUGAGACACGGGACCCCCCUGGUGCCCGUGUACGUUUUUGGGGAGCAGGACACUUUCGGGGUGCCCUCCCUGGCCGAGGGUUCGUGGCUGCGCCGCCUCCAGCGGGGGCUCAAGGGCAUUUUGGGGUUCGCCCCCUGCAUCUUCUGGGGUCGGGGGGGGCUCCCCCUGCUGCCCUUCCGGGUGCCCCUCACCGUGGUGGUGGGGACCCCCCUGGAGGUGCCGAGGGUCGCUCGCCCCUCGGAGGAUUUGGUCGCCCAUUACCACGGGCUCUACGUGCGGCAGCUGCGGGAACUUUUCGAGAGGCACAAAGUGGGGUGCGGGGUCCCCCCCGAGACCCCCCUGAUCAUCGUCUGACCCCCCAAAACCUCCUCAAAAUCCCCC